AUGGGCUUGGAUCGUGGAAUGGAAGCUGUGGUGACAGCGGCAGCUGUCAACGCGCUGGCAUUUCUUUUCGUUGUUUUCCGGUGUAUAUCCCGAUUUUGGAUAAUACAUCAGGCAGGACCUGAGGACUAUCUGAUUAUAUUUGCCUUGGUACUCUCGUGUGGGACUACAGCCACUAUUGUGCUUCAGAAGGAUAAUGGUCUUGGUCGGCACUCAAACACGGUCAGCGACGAAGAAAACGAGAAUCUGUCCAAACUGCUGUAUGCGAGUAUCAUCAUCUACAACCUAGGGCUCUUCCUAGUGAAGGACUCGAUCCUCUAUCAAUACUUGCGCUUCUUCGUCGACAGGCGCUAUCGCUACGCGGCGUGGUUUCUCAUUGGCUUCAUCUUCGUCGCAGGGAUCACCUUCAUUCUAGUGUCCUGCUUUUCUUGCACGCCUGUCGCUUUUUACUGGGACAAGAGCAUCGAAAAUGGCCGCUGCAUCGACAUAAUGGCUUUCUGGUUCAGCUUCUCCAGUUUCAACAUUGUCACUGAUGUGGCCGUCUGGGUGCUCCCAAUGCCGGUUCUAUGGAAACUGCAACUUCCCCGGAAACAGAAAAUCAGCUUGAUCGCUGUAUUCGCAUUGGGUGGCUUUGGCUGUAUCACUGCCAUCCUCCGCCUUCGAAAACUGUAUGUCGCCAGCAACUCCACCGAUCUGACGUACGACAACGUCGGCGCCGCAACGUGGUCGGCGGCCGAACUGAACGUCGGUAUCAUGUGCGCGUGCAUUCCUGCAAUGCGGCCAAUGAUAAACAUGAUCUUCCCGCGAUUCCUCUCGACCACACGACGCGAUCACAGCUCGAACCCGUAUCCCCAUCGAGCGCCGUAUAUGCGCAACGAGAGCGUCGUCGAGCUCUCCCAGAACAUCAAAGCGCAGAGCCAAAUCAGCAGGGAUGACUCGACCAGCUGGGACAAUGGCCACGAGCCGAAUUCGAUCCGAGUGAAGAACGAGUGGUCCAUCACCGAACGAGAGCGCGUUUAA
Molecule: messenger RNA, 1017 nt
Organism: Cladophialophora yegresii CBS 114405
Lineage: Eukaryota; Fungi; Ascomycota; Eurotiomycetes; Chaetothyriales; Herpotrichiellaceae
Exons: 4
Coding region: 1-1017 (338 amino acids)
Source: RefSeq, a predicted model, not a curated record